Rhipicephalus microplus (southern cattle tick) is the source of this 1454-nucleotide messenger RNA. RefSeq lists its product as uncharacterized. NCBI's taxonomy places the organism in Eukaryota, Metazoa, Arthropoda, Arachnida, Ixodida, Ixodidae. The record is from RefSeq and is a predicted model, not a curated record.
GCUUUCAAGUGACAAACGGUGUGCGGCAAGGUGAUCCCAUUUCGGCUUUAUUAUUUGCAAUAUAUAUGGAACCUUUCUGCAUGAAGAUUAUUAGCAAUGAAACAAUAAAAGGGUAUCAGCUAAUGAACAGUGAAGUUAAAAUGCUAACAUAUGCCGACGAUAUUGCCGUGUUUUGUAGCGAUAAGGAAAGUGUCAGUGAAGUGAUACGUCAUGUGGCCUAUUUUUGCAAGAUGACAGGCAGUGCAGUAAACUGGGACAAAUGCCUAGGCUUGUGGCAUGGUUCUUGGGAGACCACCCCACAAAACUUUGCAAAUAUGAACUGGUCACUUGUACCGACGAAGUAUCUCGGAGUACCCCUCCAGCAUUACAAAAACACGGAUGAUUACUGGAAAGAGAUAUGUGAGAGCACUCGUGAGAAGACAAGAAACUGGGGUGGUAGGGAACUUUCUAUGUUUUCUAGAGCGACUGCAUGCAAUUGGUUCAUUGUUUGCAAAGUAUGGUAUGUUCUGCAGUUCCUAUUUAUGUCAAGAGCAAAUGUGCAGAAAUUGCAUCGAGUCUUAGCUGUGUUUGUUUGGGGGUCGGUUUGGGAGCGUACGAGUCGAACAAACUUAUUUCAUUCACUAAGAAAUGGUGGUUUAGGAUUGGCUCACCUCUUCCUCAAGCAAAUUGUGUCUAGAUAUAUUUUUUUACGCGACCAAUGUAACCCGUUUGUGAGAACAUUUCUACAAAUUGUACUUUCUAAUAAGAUUCCUGAUUAUGUGGUAUCAAGUAUGUCUGUGAAAUGUAACCUACGUGGAUAUUUAAGAGAAGUUAUAAUGGCAUAUGAAAUACUGAAAGUGAGAUUUUCAAUGGAAUAUUUAUCUGUUGUAAAGAGAAAACGUCUUUACAGAGAUCUACGUGACGUAAUGCUGCCUCAGCCUAUCUACAGAUCAGUAUACCAGGUUGGUGCUGAACGUGACGUAUUGAAGAGAGUGAAAAUGAUGACCGUACGCGCAAGUGCAAAGACAUUUUUUUUUCAGCUGCACAGCGGAACAUUGCCCGUAAAACCAUGGUUGCAAGAAAAGGGCUUCUUUGUUCCGUGGUCGAUGGACUGCCUUAUCUGUAAGAAACCCGAGACUGUCAACCACAUUUUUCUUGAUUGCUGGGAUGCUGUUUUUCUGUGGGACAUUCUGCAGCGUACUUUGAAAAAGGACUUGCCUAUCACACCACACGGUAUUAGAUUCUUGGCUGUAGAAAAUGAGGAUGGUGUGCCUUAUGAUAUGUUUAUGUUGCUUGUGCUUCACAGCGUGUGGCGAACUAGAAUGGCAGUAAGACACGUAGAUAAAGAUGCCCGAUGUGCGCAUGAAUACUUCACGGAAAGUAUUGUAUACAUAAGAGACGUGUUAUCUUCCAGAGAAGAAAGACCUGAAUGGGUGUCGUUGUUGAAUGUGUUGGCUACAAUGAAGCAGUUUUAA